Hemisphaericaspora subhashii is the source of this 2508-nucleotide messenger RNA. It is a transcript of the gene SEC6, whose product is annotated as SNARE-binding exocyst subunit. Gene Ontology annotation, cellular component: exocyst. The record is from RefSeq and is a predicted model, not a curated record. Gene Ontology annotation, biological process: exocytosis; exocyst localization. The coding region runs from base 1 to 2508 and encodes 835 amino acids. Lineage: Eukaryota; Fungi; Ascomycota; Pichiomycetes; Serinales; Debaryomycetaceae. The transcript has a single exon. Gene Ontology annotation, molecular function: SNARE binding.
AUGGCAGAUGCUGCUACUUUAGCUAAGAUAAGUGAGCUUAUCAAGUCCGAAGAUGAUUUGGGCAAGAUCAGUUCACUUCAACAACAAUUCAUGAAGGAGAAAGCAUCAGUUGAUAUCAAACUCUCCGCUGGAACUCAACGACAAAUUGAAUCGAUUAUGGAUAAUCUAAAACAAUUGAACAACACUGCCAAGCGACUUGGGUCCAUUAAAUCAAACAUGGCGAAAGUGAAUACUUUGUAUGAAGAUUCUAUCAUUUCGGUUGAGAAUUAUGAAUUGAUAAGAAAGAUGACAACUGUGAAUCAAUUUUUAAGUCAAGUUGCUAAUUUAUAUGAAGAUAUUUCAGGAUAUAAAGAUUAUCUUGAGAUCUUAGAAAAACAGAUUGAUUAUGAAUUGGGCAAAAUGAAGCAAGAUUUGACUUAUUCUUUACCUCAUAUAUUUGAAAUUCAUUAUGUUUUUAAUCAAGCGAGAAAUUUCCAGGAUUAUUUGGAAGAUUAUUCCAAAGAUUUAUCGGAUGAUUUGCAAUCGAUUAUAUUCAAGAUUGUGGCUCCAGUGAAGAAAACGAUUAAGAUGUAUGAGGAAUUAUUGACCGAAGUUAUAAUUGGAUUGACUGAGGCUGCGAAGGAGAAGAAUCAUGAAUGUAUAUUUAGGUUAAUUAAAGUGAUUGAAUAUGAAGAUAAAGAAGAUAUGAAGUUUUCAUUAAUGGAGAAUCUUAAAUUGAAUUCAGCCCGAGAUGUUAGAACGGUGAAUUAUGCACAAUUUAGAAGAUCAAGAAGAAAUUACAAAAAGUUCUUUUAUCAGAAAUUGGAAGCAUCGUUUGAAGAAACGUUUGAAGCAUGUGUUGAACAUUAUCAAGAUGAUAAGAUGUUGGUAUAUGACCAUUUGGAUUGGUUGGAAGAUGAAUUGUCCUAUGUUUAUAAUGAUUUAGAACAGCUUUUCCCUCCCAAUUGGAAGAUUAGUUCAUUUAUUCUGGGAGUUUAUUAUAACCUAUUACAUAAAUUCACAUUAGGAAUUAUUAAUAGCGAUCCUACUGCUGAGGAUUUAUUAAGGAUUUUAUCCUAUGAUUCCCAUUAUACUAAAUUCUUAGCAUCAUUACCUCCACCACCAUCUGAACAAAAGGCAAAGACACCAAUUGAAAAAUCGAUCAUGGGAGAAGAAUUAAAGAACGUCGUGUUGGAAGAUUAUAUGAAGAUGAUUAUGGCCAAGAUGAACGAAUGGAAUGAAAAUUUAAUGAAACAAGAGACUGAAUCAUUUAAACAAAGAACAGUCUCACCUGAUAUUUAUCCAUAUCGUCAAAUUAUCGAAGAUGAAGAUGCCAAUAAUCAACUCAUAACCUAUCAAAUAGAAACCGAUGUCUAUGUCUUGCCUGAUUUCAAGACCCCAUUGACUUUACUUAAGGAACAGGCUGAAGUAGCUGCUGGAUCGGGAUAUUCCAAGAUUAUGGUUGGUGUUAUUGAAAACUGGGCAAAAUGUUAUACUCAACGUACGGCAAAUUUUCUGAAAUUGGUAGAUGAUGAAAUAGCGAGAUAUUUGUCGAUUAAUAGUAAUGAGAAGUUUUUACUUAAAGAAAGUAAGACCUCUCGAUUGUUUAGAAAGAAAAAUACGCCUGAAGUUCUUGAUGUUGAGAAUAUGACGCCUGAAGAACUUGAUGAGGUUUCGAGACCGGGGUUGCUUGAAUAUUUGACAGCUUUGGGGAAUACUUAUGAACUUAAUACAAGUCGACUUGUGGAAAAGUUUUUGCCCAUGUAUAAAGAAAAGGUACAUACUAAUUAUCAGGUUCGUCUCACGCAAGCUUUUGAUGAUUUACUUGGUCCAGCCACGGACUUAAAUAUUCAAAUUGUGGUUACUAUUGUUGGCAUUAUCAUGAACGAUUUGUAUCCUGCUUUAUCACAACUUUUCACUAAGAAAUGGUAUGAAGGGUCCACCCAGACUUCUGAUGAAACAGAAAUGUCCCAUUUAAUCGUGGAGACAAUUGCUGAGUACAUGGAAGAGCUUAGAGGGUAUUCGACUUAUGAUAUGUAUCUGAUUACAUUUGCUGUGUUAUUGGAUUCAUUUAUUACUAAUUAUUUACGGAUUGGAUAUGAGAAUAUUCUUCAUGGUGAUGCUAAAAAAAUCGAUCCAAACGCGACAAAGAAAUAUAAAUCAUUCACAGAAGCCAUUGGACGUGAUGUCACGGCCUUUUACAAGGGUCUAGAACACUUGUUUACCCGAAAGGAUCAAGCAUAUCUUGCAAACACAUUAAGAGCACUUGAAUAUCUUGGUGAUUUGGGUACUUGCGAGAAUCCAAUGAAGAUAAUUCCCGAAAUCUGGGAGCAUGAAAUUUUGAGUAUAUUCCCUAAUUGUUCAGUUGAAUAUGUGAGGGGAGUAUGUUUGUGUAGGAAGGAUAUGGAUAAGGCACAGGUGAAUGAGUUGAUUGGGGUUUUGGAACAGAUCAAAAAGGAAUAUCAUGCAAGUGUUCCUCCCCCAGACACAUCGAAUACAUUCUUGAAUGACUUUGGGUUUAAGAUUUAG